GAUGCCCCGCGCCGGGCGCUGGUGCCGGCUGCUGCUGGCGCUGCUCUGGCUCCUGCCCUGCCCGGGCCGGGCCGACCCCGGGCUCUCGGCGGGCUCCUUCCUGCGGGACCUGCUCCAGCGGCACGGGGAGAGCGGGGCCCUGAGCCUGGCGCAGCUCCAGGCGCUCCUCACCCGCCUCGACGUGGGCCGGGGGCCCGGCAACGCCUCGGUGCCGCGGGGGAACCUGACCCGGUGCCUCAGCUCCGCCGAGCUCUUUGCCCUUCACAACCUGAGCGCGGGCUCGGCCGUGGGGCCCCGCGAGCUCCAGGGGCUCUGCCCCGCGAUCCUGCAGCAGUUGGAGAGCGGCGCCUGCGCCACCGGGACUGGAACCGGGACCGGGACUGGGAUCGGGAUCGGGACUGGGACUGGGACCGGUGCCACCGAGGGCGAGCAGGCGGAGGAGAGCAGGCCCAGCGCAGCUGAAGUCUGGGGGUUCGGGUUGCUCUGCGUCACCGUCAUCUCCCUCUGCUCGCUGGUGGGAGCCAGCGUCGUGCCCUUCAUGAGGAAGACCUUUUACAAGCGGCUGCUCCUCUACUUCAUAGCUCUGGCGAUUGGAACUCUCUACUCCAACGCCCUCUUCCAGCUCAUCCCCGAGGCGUUCGGGUUCAACCCGCAGGAGGAUCAUUACGUGUCCAAGUCGGCCGUGGUGUUCGGGGGCUUCUACCUCUUCUUCUUCACCGAGAAGGUGCUGAAGAUGCUGCUGAAGCAGAAGGACCAGCACCACCAUGGGCACAGCCACUACGGCCCCGAGGCUCUGCCCUCCAGGAAGGACCAGGAGGAGGGGGUGAUGGAGAAGCUGCAGAACGGGGACCUGGACCACAUGAUCCCCCCUGCAGGCAGUGAGCGGGAGGGCAGGAGCCCCCCCGGCGAUGAGAAGCUUGGGGGGGGCUCCCUCUCAGUCCAGGACCUGCAGGCCUCGCAGAGCCCCUGCUCCUGGCUGAAGGAGGUUCGCUACUCGGACAUCGGGACCCUGGCCUGGAUGAUCACCCUCAGCGACGGGCUCCACAACUUCAUCGACGGCCUGGCCAUCGGCGCCUCCUUCACCGUGUCCGUGUUCCAGGGCGUCAGCACCUCCGUGGCCAUCCUGUGCGAGGAGUUCCCGCACGAGCUGGGGGACUUUGUGAUCCUGCUCAACGCGGGCAUGAGCAUCCGCCAGGCGCUCUUCUUCAACUUCCUCUCGGCCUGCUGCUGCUACGCGGGGCUGGCCUGCGGCAUCCUGGCCGGCAGCCACUUCUCGCCCAACUGGAUCUUCGCCCUGGCGGGGGGGAUGUUCCUCUACAUCGCCCUGGCCGACAUGUUCCCGGAGAUGAACGAGGUGAGCCGGGAGGACGAGCACGGCGGGAGCGCGCUCAUCACCUUCGCCAUCCAGAACGCGGGGCUGCUCACGGGCUUCGCCAUCAUGGUGCUGCUCACCGUGUACUCCGGCCACAUCCGCAUCGGGUAGCGCCGGCGCCGCGCAGCCC
Messenger RNA from Neopsephotus bourkii (Bourke's parrot), 1502 nucleotides. RefSeq names its product solute carrier family 39 member 14 (gene SLC39A14). The transcript is spliced from 8 exons. Gene Ontology annotation, cellular component: membrane. Gene Ontology annotation, biological process: intracellular zinc ion homeostasis; zinc ion import across plasma membrane. The record is from RefSeq and is a predicted model, not a curated record. Gene Ontology annotation, molecular function: zinc ion transmembrane transporter activity. Lineage: Eukaryota; Metazoa; Chordata; Aves; Psittaciformes; Psittacidae. The coding region runs from base 2 to 1483 and encodes 493 amino acids.